CUUGGUUCCUGUUUAAUGGCGCUGCACAUCUACACGUGAGAUUUAGGAAUUGUUGGUAAAUAUCUUUAUUAUUCUUGUUAAGAUAUCUUUAUAUUUUCGCCAUGCAGUUGCUUUUGACAACUAGUAUUUUGCUUCAUUAUAUUUGUAACCAUGACUAAAAGUCAAGCUCCAGCAACCCAGUGUAAUUCUGCCAAAAAAAAGAAAUCCAAACCCACUAAAGAGGAUUUCACAUCAUGUGUACAAAAUGAGAAAACAGAGAUGAAAGGCAAAACCAAAAAGAAGAGAAAGACUGAUGAUGAGGUGUCUGAUAUUUCAGAGGAUAAUGUACAGAUGAUACAAUCAACGGACACAACAAAUACAGAUAAACACAAACAUAAGAAAAAGAAAAGAAAGUCUGAGCAAGAGGAGCCUGAAACAAAUACUAAUGGAAAUGCAGACCAUGAAGAGAUUACACAGAAGAAGAAAAAGAAAAAGAAACCUGAAAUCCCACAGGAUGAGCCGACAGAGGACACGGCACUCAGACAAGAAGAUCAAACAAAGAAAAAGAAGAAAAGAAAGCAUAAGGAUUCUGGAGAUGUGAAAGAAGCCUCACCGACACAGGAACAGUGUGGUGAGGAGGAAGAGGACGGCUCAGAUGGUGUGGAAGAUCUCAGUCCAGAGGAAAGACGAGUUUUGGAAAGAAAGCUGAAGAAGAUCUUGAAAAAGGAAGAGAAGAAGAAAAUGAAAGAAGAAGGCAUAAGCACAAAACCAGAGACGGUCAUGACAAAUGUAGCUGAAAAGCAGGCGCUGGAGUAUCUCACAUGCUGGUCUGAGAGAAGAGAUGAAUGGAGGUUUCAGAAAACCAGGCAGACGUGGCUCCUGCAGCACAUGUAUGACAGUGUAAAGGUGCCUGAUAGUUAUUUUGAGGUGUUGUUGUCAUAUCUGGAGGGUCUUCAGGGAGCAGCAAGAGAAAAAUCACUGCAGAAGGCUGAAGCAAUAGUGCGCUGGGAAGGACAGGGUGAUGAUGGAGACACGGCAGAUGAUGAAAAGAAGAAACACAGAGCUAAACUGGUCAUACAGCUGCUAUGAAAGUCUUUCUGUGAAUCUAUUAUUUAUGCUCAUUUAAACAAGCAAUCUAGUUGUAAUACCCUGUAAAUAUGUACAACAUCACAUCAAAUAAAUUGAUUUGAUGGUUUUAA
Molecule: messenger RNA, 1178 nt
Organism: Paramisgurnus dabryanus
Lineage: Eukaryota; Metazoa; Chordata; Actinopteri; Cypriniformes; Cobitidae
Gene: chlsn
Product: cholesin
Source: RefSeq, a predicted model, not a curated record